UCUGCCGCGGACCAUUCAUCCCUACCAUUCGCCGUGCACGAGUCUCAACGCCGUCGCGCGCGCGUCAUCGUCGUCGUCCCCCCAGCACUCCCCCGCUCCGGAGAGAUUUCCCGCGUGACGGUCGGUGUCUCACUGUCAUAACGUACACACACGCGCACACGUCUCCACAAUAAUAUAAUAUUAUAUAUUUCUAUCCGCGUCUGUGGGUUCGCUGUACAUUUUUUAUUUUAUUUAACUUCUUACCUGACUAUCAGGUUCUAUUAUUAUUAUAGCUCAAAAUAACUCAUUGUUAUGCAAAUAUAGAUUAAAAAAAAAUGUUAUUAACACAUUUUUCGUCAGUCACUUAAUCGCAUUGACACUCGAUCACCGUGUUCGGGUACUUCGGCGAAGACUACAUCAUCUACGACUGCUACCACAACUGUUCUUUGUUAUUGCUAUUGUCUUUAAAAUAAUAUAUUGUAUUCAUACUCUGUACGGCAGUAAUAUUGUAAUCGCCGUCCACGCGCUAUUCGUCGUCGUCGCGUAGUUUCGACCGGGAUAACGGAUAAGAACUUUUAAACGUGAUCGUUGGUUUUUUUUUUUAGUUUUUCGUUCGUGUUUAUUAUUUCUCCCUCCUUCCCCGUCGAAUUUUUUGGUUUUUCUUCGCCACCGCGAUCGGUGUACGAUAUAUUAAGAGUUUCGUUUAAUCGCCGUCGUUGUAUAAGAAAUUUUGUGUGCGUCUUGUGUACACACUUAUGUGUAGGAGGUCGGGGCCUCGACUGUCGGUCGUGGACCUGAAACCGGUUUCGCACUGGAUGGAAACGGCAUCAGUGCCACCAACGUCGCCGAAACACAGAUUGAAGACGAUUUAGCAACAUAUGUUGGCGCCGGUUCCAAGGUGAAAGAGAUGACAGCAGUAAAUACUGGUUUGCCUGGAAUCCGGGUACCAUUGAAGAGCAGCUAUGCGUCUGCCAUACCACAACAAACAGCCGUGUUUAUGUAUAGCACCGCAGGUCCGGACGGCCAGACAGUCACUCUGCAACUCCGGGAGACGGACGAGACCAUUGAAUUGCCCGCGUCCAUGCUGUCCAAGAUGUCCCGCCAAACGGACACGGCCACACUGUCAAUCAGUUACCAAGACUCGUCGGAGGUACUCACCGACGGCACCAUCGACCUGCUGCUGGCCACCACACCACUCCACUCGACAGGCGAUGGCCAAAGCACGGAUUCACCUGGUUUCGAGCUGUUCGAUUCGGAUAACGGUCAUGAUCUCACGUUAUCACCACAAACGUUUACGGCUAACACCACAGCCGACUCGUUUCUAGUCAACGACAACUCAAACAGCAUAGGUAUGCCAGUCAACGAGUCCGACACAGUUGGCAGCUCAGAAGACGUUAAGUCAGGAGAUUUCAACAAGUUAAAUAUGUCAAGGCGGUCAAAACCUGUGGCGAAAGCUAUGUCUCCCAACAGACAGGGUCCCCAGCAGUGUCUUACCUGCGGGAAAGUGUUCGGGAACGCGUCUGCUCUGGCCAAACAUAAAUUGACACACAGCGACGAACGGAAGUAUGUGUGCAAUGUUUGCAGCAAGGCUUUCAAAAGACAAGACCACUUGAACGGGCACAUGCUGACGCACCGGCACAAAAAGCCGUUCGAGUGCAAGGCGAACGGAUGCGGCAAGUCGUACUGCGACGCGCGGUCAUUGCGCCGGCACACGGAGAACCAUCACCACCACCGGCCGUCGUCCAACCAGGGCUCGCCGCCCGCAUCGCCGUCCUCGUCCACCAGCUCCGGUUGUAUACAGUACGCGCCCGCGCCCAUGCCGUCGCCGCCUGCCCCGACCGCUUCGGCCACGACCACGUCUACCACGACGGCCGGGACAUCCGCGGCCAGCGGCGGAGGAACCGCGCAACACGACACGGCCACGCCCAGCCAGCUGCAGAAACUUCUCAGCGCCGAACCGUUAUCGUCCACCGUGGCCGCGCUUCCAUCAAAGAACGGUCAGACGGAAACGCAAAAUGUGGCAGACAGCGAGGACAGUUUCACUAAACAACAGUUUGAUAUUAUUCAACAGAUUAUGCAUCACACCCAACAACAAAUAGCGACGUCGACCGCCUCGAAAAAUGUAAACACGAAGAAUUCGUCAAAUUCGAAGAAUUGGAAUGGCCAACAG
Messenger RNA from Sipha flava (yellow sugarcane aphid), 2149 nucleotides. Its product is annotated as zinc finger protein 541-like. The transcript is spliced from 8 exons. Gene Ontology annotation, biological process: regulation of transcription by RNA polymerase II; negative regulation of DNA-templated transcription. Gene Ontology annotation, molecular function: transcription corepressor activity. The record is from RefSeq and is a predicted model, not a curated record. The annotation marks the transcript as partial. NCBI's taxonomy places the organism in Eukaryota, Metazoa, Arthropoda, Insecta, Hemiptera, Aphididae. Gene Ontology annotation, cellular component: transcription regulator complex; histone deacetylase complex.